Messenger RNA from Plasmodium cynomolgi strain B, 696 nucleotides. RefSeq lists its product as hypothetical. The record is from RefSeq and is a predicted model, not a curated record. Bases 1 to 696 code for a protein of 231 amino acids. The transcript has 3 exons. NCBI's taxonomy places the organism in Eukaryota, Apicomplexa, Aconoidasida, Haemosporida, Plasmodiidae.
AUGGCGAGAGGGAUAGAUAUUCUGAAGGCCAAACUUCCAAAGGCCCCAACGGGAAGGAGGCCGAUUGGCUAUAGAGGAAACCACCAGCAUGGAAAAUCGCUGUAUGACCCAGUUUACCCCACGACGAAGAUUCCUACGAGCCUCGUGCCACGCUACCCAAUAGACUGGCGAAACGGAGGGAGGUUCCUCCUGUGUGUUGGUCUCAGGAGAAUCGAAAAUCGCAUCAUAAAACGGAUGAAGGAGAGUCAAGACUUCAAUCGACCGGAAUGUAAGACGUGUAGUCAUGACUGCAUAGCCACAUACAACCGCUGCCUAUGUGCCUGGUAUUGUAAAGACGAAUAUAAGCACGUCUAUCAGUGUGACGAGCUGUUGCUACAAUAUAAGGGAGAAACACCAACGGACAAGCCACUCUUUACUGUCCCGAGGUGGGUAGCCAAAAGGAACUCCGAGCAGGGAGUCGAAUAUCAGUUUAGUGAGAAGACGGGACGGUUUGAAAAUGCUCAAGGGGAAGUAGACGUGUAUAAGCUCUUUUAUAAAAAGCUGCAUUAUGGAGCUGACUCCACUGCCCAUGAAGUGGGGGGGGGCAGUACGACUGGUGGGCGCGCGAUUGGUGGACGCGCGAUUGGCGGCCCUGCAGAGGAGGGGCAACUCUCCGGUUCGGAUUCCGACAUGACGGACAGUGAUGAGGAGGGGUAG